AUGAAUAAGGCUGCUUACCUAUCACUCGUCGCUAUACUUGUCGCCGUCACUCUUGUCGCCCCUUCUUCCAUCACAGUACAUCCUCUUCAACGUCGCCAAGGCGUCAAUUGCACUGAUCCUAAUGCCAUUACUAGUGGAUUAUGCUGGGAAGAGCUUCACCUCGCCGAAUACCUCACAGAUUGGCAUACAAACAGGCCUAUCUGCUCGACGAUCUAUGGUACUCUCGAAGACGGCGCGAACUGCUGCGCGCCUAAUGAAGUCUGGUCCACCUGUUUCAUACGCCUCGCGAUUGGAAAUCAUGGCUACAACUGUAUCAACAUAAACGAAGGCACAUGCCCCAACUUUCAAGUCGGUGCAAGCAUUGCUCCUCAAGUGCGCUACAUCCUGGGAACCAUGUACAAUAUCAAUAAUUUCUUCAGUAACUGGAACGGAGCACUACCUUACGCAACCCUUUCAGCCUUACUCAUCAAUCAGCCCCUCGUCCUCGAGAUCGAUCCCAUCCAAAAGACCAACCUCCUUUUCAGCGACCUCCUCUCCGCCCUAACAGCCGGCCUCUCAUUCAUAGCCGCACCCGAACUCUCAGGCCUAGCCGGCACAGCUGCUACUGCACUUAUAAAAGGUUUACAAGCAGCACCCUCAGUGGCGAAAGCCAUCUGGCCCACCGGAACAGCAGAUUCCCAAUCUGAGCAGCUCGCCAACCUUGACAGCUACCUCUCACAGAUCGAUCAAAACUUUACAACCCGAAUCACCCAGGGUCUCUACACAAUCAUGAGUGACGUCCCCUCUUUCAACGGUUUUGCAUCUUCUGGACAAUUCUCAGGCCCCAACAACCUGUCGCUUCCGGCCGACUCUGACAUCCUAGCCCUAGGUUUGCGCACCUUCAUCCUAUCCAGCGCCAUGUCAGCCAACAAGUGGAGGGCCGUAACCCGCAGCGAUCUGACCAUGGCCGAUGUCGCGGGCUCAGUCCCAGGAUCCGGCGGCUCCGACUGCACGUUCGGCUCCAACAACAUCUGUACCAAUUCAAAAGACGAGACCACUGUCUUCUACAGCAAUUCUACCGCCCGUGCAUACGAGGUAGUCCUGAGUGGCGCGGGCCCCGACCCGACAUCUUUCAUGAAUGAGAUCGUGAACAAGGAGUGGUCCAAUCUUGAACAGUUGUUCGACGGCGCAUACAAUUGCAGUUUCGCUCCGGGUGGUAGUGGCAUCGGUAAGCCGCUCAGUUUGUUCAACGGGACUGCCGUCGACUUCGCGUGUAUGAGUCAAUUGUCGAUCUCGGAAGGCAAGUAA
Letharia lupina is the source of this 1287-nucleotide messenger RNA. RefSeq lists its product as uncharacterized. The transcript is spliced from 2 exons. The coding region runs from base 1 to 1287 and encodes 428 amino acids. NCBI's taxonomy places the organism in Eukaryota, Fungi, Ascomycota, Lecanoromycetes, Lecanorales, Parmeliaceae. The record is from RefSeq and is a predicted model, not a curated record.